ACUACCAGUCACUCUCUCUCUCUCUCUCUCUCUCUCUCUCUCUCUCUCUCUCUCUUUCAUAUUCAUGGCCAAUUCCACUCAUCCCCUGCUUUCCGAGUAUUCCAACUCAGAAGGAGAAAAUCCCAAACAUUCGAAUCCCAAUCUCAACGUCGACAUUGAGGACGAAAAUGAAUACGUUCCAAUCCCAUCGCUGGAUUCAACAAUAGAAACAUGCAUUGGAGAUUUGGGGUGGCCCCAAUUGUUUCAGGCCCUCCUCGUGUCUCUUGCAUGGCUUUUCGAUGCACAGCAAACAUUCCUCAGCAUCUUCACUGAUGCUGACCCACCAUGGCACUGUACUGACUCCACCACCACCAGUAUCAACUCUAAUUGCAGCUCUUUUUCCACCGAUGUUUGCCUCCUCCCCAGUGACUCGUGGGCCUGGGAUUUGCCACGCCACGCCUCCUUCAUCUCCGAGUGGGGCCUCCAGUGCGCCGGCUCCUUCCUCACAGGCCUGCCGGGGUCCUCCUUCUUCAUGGGGUGCCUCAUCGGAGGGCUUGUGCUUGCAACCCUGGCCGACUCCUCCCUCGGGCGCAAGAACAUGCUCUUUCUGGGAUCCCUCGUCAUGUCUCUAUCCGCUCUCUGCACUGCUUUCUCCUCCAACGUCUGGAUCUACUCCGCCCUGCGAUUCGUGGCCGGCUUCGGCCGCUCCACCAUCGGAACUUGCUCUCUCGUCCUGUCCACGGAACUGGUAGGAAAGCGGUGGAGGGGCCAGGUCGGCGUCAUCGGAUUCUUGUGCUUCACGCUAGGGUUUCUGUCUCUGCCGGCCCUGGCCUUCGUCAACAGAGGCUCUUCGUGGAGGAACCUCUACCUGUGGACUUCCAUCCCAGCGGUAUUGUACUGCUUAAUAGUCAGGGUGUUGGUUCGCGAAUCUCCGAGAUGGCUCUUCGUCAAGGGACGCAAAGAUGACGCCAUAGCAACGCUCAAGAGCAUGGCUCCGCCGUCCAAUCUGGACAACUUGAGCAUGAUGAGCUUCUCCAGAUUGCCCUUGGAACAAGAAACCUCCUCCAACGUCGACAUCUACUCCACCAUCAAGAUCUUGGUGCAGAAAACCUGGGCAUUUCGGAGGCUAUCCACCGUCAUGGCAAUUGGAUUCGGGAUCGGAUUGGUGUACUACGGAAUGCCAUUGAGCCUGGGAAACUUAGCCUUCAAUCUCUACCUGAGCGUCACCUUCAAUGCCUUAUCGGAGAUUCCUGCUUCCCUGGUCACGUUCUUAAUGAUUGGGAGGAUGAACAGAAAGACAGGAAUUCUGGUAUUCACGGUGGUGAGUGGGGUGUGCAGCGUAAUUUCGGUGGUGAACAUCGCAGGGAAACAAUAUAAAUGGAUGCAGAUGGGGCUAGAGUUGGUGUCAUUCUUCAGUGCUUGCACGGCUUUCAAUGUGCUCCUCAUAUUCACAAUAGAGCUGUUCCCAACAUGCGUUAGAAACUUCGCAAUAUCGUUGGUGAGGCAGGCUCUGGUGUUCGGAGGGGUUUUCAGUCCUUUACUGGCUGCAGCAGGAAGAGGAGGAAAUGAGUUGGUGUCAUACGGAGUGUUCGGAUUGGUGAUAGGUUGCUGUGGGCUGUUUGUCAUCUGUUUGCCCGAGACACGAGGAAGAGCCAUUUCUGAUACCAUGGAUGAAGAAGAACACAAAGCCACAUCGGGCCCACUAAUAUCAUCACCCAAUUCUGUCAUUACUAAUAACAAUUAUGUAUAUUAAUUGAAUGCAACUGUGGCACCCAUCCACCGAUCCAACUAUGGAUCAUGGAUAUGGAUGAUGACGUGAGUGUAGAUGAUCCAUAUCCCAGAUAUACAUUUGUAUUUAUUUUGUGAUGUAAUCAGUUAAGUCCAGCUGAUGGAUGUGCCGAAUAAUAUGAGGAAAUCUUUUAGAGCGCAGUGCAAUGCAGUGCAGUAGUGCAGAGAGUGAUGUAUCCAAUUUGCAUAAGUUAACUAGUUAAGUAAGCUACAUAUAUAUGUUGUUGAUCAAA
Molecule: messenger RNA, 2000 nt
Organism: Ziziphus jujuba (common jujube)
Lineage: Eukaryota; Viridiplantae; Streptophyta; Magnoliopsida; Rosales; Rhamnaceae
Product: organic cation/carnitine transporter 3
Exons: 1
Coding region: 65-1732 (555 amino acids)
Biological process (GO): transmembrane transport
Cellular component (GO): membrane
Molecular function (GO): transmembrane transporter activity
Source: RefSeq, a predicted model, not a curated record